Molecule: messenger RNA, 1209 nt
Organism: Ogataea philodendri
Lineage: Eukaryota; Fungi; Ascomycota; Pichiomycetes; Pichiales; Pichiaceae
Exons: 1
Coding region: 1-1209 (402 amino acids)
Biological process (GO): G protein-coupled receptor signaling pathway
Cellular component (GO): heterotrimeric G-protein complex; cytoplasm
Molecular function (GO): signaling receptor complex adaptor activity; protein binding
Source: RefSeq, a predicted model, not a curated record
AUGGAUGGUGGUACGGGUGGCAUGUACGCGCGUCAGCUGGAGCUGAGCAACGUCCUGAGUACUCAGAUUCGCAACGUCCAAGGCGAGUCGAAGCAAUUGGUCCACCACCUGGCCAAAGUGAAGCAGCAGGUGAAAGAUGCAACCUUGGAAAGUAUGAGUGGCAAUUGCACCAGGAUUGGACCAGUGCGGUUACAGAACCAUCGAACGCUACGGGGCCAUUUCAACAAGGUGCUAACUGUGAGUUGGCAUCCCGACAACAGGCAUUUGGCCACGGCAGCCCAGGACGGGUUUCUCCUGUUCUGGGACUCCACCUCGGGCCUGAAAAAGAACCUGAUAAGACUGGAUGACCCGUACAUCAUUUGCAGCGAUAUUUCACCAAACGGACACAUGGUGGCCACUGGAGGGCUGGAGAAUGCCUGCAUUAUUUACAAACUACACUCAUCACCAGAUUCCGAAACGUCUCCGAAAAACUCUAUAGUGUCCAUCUUCAAGGGUCACAGGGAAUACAUCAGCGAUCUGAGCUUUGUUGGUAACUCGCAAGUUCUCACCAGCUCGGGGGAUAAAUCUAUUGUGCUAUGGGACAUGGAGAAAGGUACCCGUUGCAACAGCUUUAAUGGCCAUCUUGGUGACGUUUUGGGAUUAUCAGUGAAUCCAAGAGACCCAAAUAUGUUUGUUUCGUGUUCUUCCGAUCGGUUCUCGAACCUGUGGGAUGUUCGAAGUCCACUCAACAGACGACAAUUUCAAACUUCGCAAACGCAUGACUCGUCGGCCGUUAAAUUCUUCCCCGACGGCUAUUCUUUUGCAUGCGGGACGGACGACGGAGAAGUGAAGCUUUUCGAUAUUCGAUCGGACUGCGAGCUCUCGAACUAUCCUGUGAGACAAGUUCAUCAGCACUUUCGCUCAUACAAGCCAGAAGAGCAGGUGGUGGAAGACUCUGCUUCGUCAAUGAAACUGAGCACGAAAUCAUCGAUGGUGGCAGCUUUGGAUAAUCCAGGAGUGCUCUCUAUCGACUUUUCAAAGUCGGGAAGAUUGCUAUUUGCAUCAUAUGCAGAAUAUUCGUCGGUGGUGGUCUGGGACUGCGUCAUGGGGACUAUCAUAGGAACGCUCGAUGGACACCGAGACUCUGUCAGUAAAAUCAAGAUAUCCCCAGACGGACUGGGAAUAGCCACUGCCUCACGAGACCAUACUACAAGAAUCUGGUCUGUAUAG